GUGGAUUUGGGAUUCCUGCGCUUCAUCAGCGCCAUCGGCACACAGGGCGCCAUCUCCAAAGAAACCAAGAAGCGCUACUACGUCCGAUCGUAUAAAGUGGACCUGAGCUCCAACGGAGAGGACUGGGUCACAGUGAAGGAGGGUUCCAAACCCAAGAUAUUCCAGGGGAACCACAAUCCCACAGAUGAGGUCCGGGCCUUCCUUCCUAAACCCACGCUGACCCGCUACGUCCGAGUCCGACCCAUGUCCUGGGAACAGGGGAUCUGCAUGCGCCUGGAGGUCUACGGCUGCAGGACCUCAGACUACCCGUGCUCUGGGAUGUUGGGGAUGGUUUCAGGUCAGAUCUCCGACGCUCAGAUCAGCGCCUCGUCCUUCGCAGACCGCGGCUGGGUGGCCGAGAACGCACGACUGCUGACGGGGAGAUCUGGAUGGACGGGACAGCAGAACAAGCAGCCCUUCAGGAACGAGUGGAUCCAGGUGGACCUGGGUCAGGAGAAGAUGCUCAGUGCUGUUGUGAUCCAGGGCGGAAAACACCGCGACAGGAACGUGUUCAUGAAGCGGUUUAAGGUCGGCCACAGCCUGGACGGAGACGAGUGGACCAUGGUGAAGGAGGACAACAGCACCAGGCCCAAGAUAUUUCCUGGUAAUCAGAACCACGACACCCCAGAGCUGAGACCCGUGGGUCCGGUACUGACCCGGUUCGUUCGGAUCUACCCAGAGAGAGCCACCAUGGAGGGGGUGGGGCUGCGUCUGGAGCUGCUGGGCUGUGAACUGGACGACAUUACUACUGUGGCUCCUCCCACCACACCGCUCAUCUCCACCCCUCCCAUGACCACGUUCGGUGCCACCACCACUGCACCCAUCACCGUCCCCGUAACCACGGCAACGAUGACCACCACCACCAUCUGUGAGGAAGGACGAGACUGUGGCACCACGACCGACACACCUGAGGACUACGACAGCAUGACAGUGGGCGGUACCACACUGAUCGACUCCAUCAUACCAGACGACCUGAUCCAAGCGUACGUGUGGUUCGCCUGUAACUUCGACUUCUCCUCGUUCUGCGGUUGGACCAGCGAGGGGGGGCGGGGCGCCGAGUGGCUCAUCCAGACCAGCGGGACCCCCACCGUCCACAAAGGCCCCGCCCUCGACCACACAGGUGGACCGGGGAACUUCAUCUACAUGCAGCUGAGCGACACCGACAUGCCCAGUAAACCUGGAGAGGACGAGUCGGAGGAGGACCGGGUGGCCCGCUUGUCCAGUCUGAAGGUGACGGCGCCGGACUCGGACCUGUGCAUGUCCUUCUGGUACCACAUGUUUGGAGAACACGCCGGAAAACUGCACAUCAAGCAGAGGAAGGAGACGCCGGACAGCGAGCAGAUCCUGUGGAUGCUGAGCGGACACCAGGGCGGACGAUGGAGGGAGGGGCGGGUUCUACUGCCACGGGCCGCCGCCUCCUAUCAGGUGGUCGUGGAGGGCGUGGCCGACAGACGCAGUAGUGGACACAUCGCCGUGGAUACGAUUCAGAUCCUGGACGGACUGAACCCUGCAGACUGUAAAGAUCCAGAAGCUCCUUCGACUCCGCCCACAGAGAUCCUGAUCCUGCCCAUGGACUCCCUGUCCCAGGAGACCAGUGAACUGGGUAGUCCGGUCCUGAAGACCCUGGACCCCAUCCUCAUCACCAUCAUUGCCAUGUCGGCGCUGGGCGUGUUCCUGGGCGCCAUCUGCGGCGUGGUCCUGUACUGCGCCUGUUCUCAGGGCAGCAUCACCGACAGGAACUUAUCGGCGCUGGAGAACUAUAACUUUGAGCUGGUGGACGGCGUCAAGCUAAAGAAAGACAAGAUGAACGGACAGACGAACUAUUCAGAGGCGUGAAAAAAAGGUGAACGGACGGGGGGCAGAGCCCGGAGAAACGCUCCCAAAUGAACACAUGACGCAGCCAAUCAGACGGGAGGAACCACAGGGGCUGAAGCCACCAAUGGGACGGCAGGGUGGGCGGGGACACGAGCCCAUGUCAUUAUUUUCUCAGGAGCGGCGGUGGAAGGGACUGACCUGCAGGGGGCACUGUGUAUAAAGAACCUGUACAGCAAAAAAAAAAAAAGAAGAAAACUAAGGAUUCUAUUUGUUUUUCGGCGUGCUUUGUUGAUUUCACGUAAUCACAUGCUGGUGUUGAGACCAAUUCCGAUGAAAGUAUCGUCGGUGUACUUUUAAAGGACGAUAAGGUCGGAUUUUUCAGUUUGUUUUUUUCUUGUCUUUUUCUCGCCGACGUUGUUUCACAGGAAGAGCAGAGUAUGUGAAAUGUGCACUUCAGUUCUGGGCUCAUUAUCCGGCCACGCCCCCGCGAGCAGGAGAACAUUAACACCAUAAACAUGUGCAUCGUCUGCAUAUGAGCGGUGUGGCUGUCGGUGUGUGUGUCUGUGUGUGUGUGUGUGUGUGUGUGUGUGUCUGUGUGUGUGUGUGCACGCGUUAUGGAAGUAAAUCUGUGUCAUCAGAUUUUGAAUUAUAAAAGCCAUUCAAUUUCUAGCACUGAAUUUUUUUGCACUGAAAUUAAGUAUCUGAAUUUUUGCAUCUGAAUUUUUUGGCUCUGAAUUCUGAAUGGUCAUAAAUUUUGAAUUUAAAAAAAAUUCAGAUGGAAAGAAUUCAGAAGCAAAAAAUUCAGAUGCAAAAAAAUUCAGAUACUUAAUUUCAGAGCAAAAAAAAUCAGUGCUAGAAAUUCAAUGGCUUUUAUAAUUCAAAAUCUGAUGACAGAUUUCCUUCCAUAGUGUGUUACACUCGUGUGUGUGUGUGUGUGUGUGUGUGUGUGUGUGUGUUUCGGUGGGUGUGUCUGUGUGUUUGAGUGGCGGUUUGGUCCCGUCCACUUGUGUCUAGUUCCGACAGUGCCUUUAGUUUGUUCCUCUGGUUUUUUCGUUGCCUUGUUUUCUGCUGGUUGUUGUUUUCAUCAGCUGGUGUUCCAUUCAGGGAUUCUACACAAAAAAAUGCAGAAAUAGUCCAGAAAACUGACCUUUUAUUCAGCUGAAUUUAUAUUGAAUUGAAUUAUAGGAUGGUCGUCUUUUGUUGUUUGUCUGUGAAUCUGCUUCUGUGGUUGAAAGUUGUUCUGACACUGACUUAAAGCUUCUUUUCUACACAGUCCCUUUGGUGACAGGAGGAAGAAAAUAUUAAUGCAUGGCAACAAGAUAAGGAACGAUAAAUGAUAAAUGUGCACAAAUCUGUGACAUCUGGAACUUUCUUAAUCCUGUUACUGUCACUUUUCCAUCGUCGUUACUUCCACAACUUUCAUGGUCGUGCAGAAACCACAGUAUCUGAUUGGUCCAUGUGAAGCACUUUUCCACCAAUAGAAACACAGUGAUAUGUUUUCUUUUGUCUAAGCACUUCCUGUUUGCCAGAAACUCCCUUUCCCGUCUCUUCCUGCACCGAUCGUCACACCAAACCGAAUGACACUAUCGCCUAAAACUAGUGUUUGUCCUGUGUGUCAUGAGUUUGGUUUUCCUCGUCCUUUUAACACCGUCCCAGUCUUAGUCGGACUUCUGUCCUUCACACACUCCUUCAAACAGAGGUUCAGUGAACCGGUGCCAAAGGCCAGCCCUGCACAUGCACCUGGAACAGGUCUGACUGACUGCCGCCAAUGCCAACCAGGCUCCUGCUUCGGUCAUACAAGGGCUGCCCUUUGGCACCGCUUCUGUUCAUAGUUUUUAUGGACAGAAUUUCUAG
This is a messenger RNA of Sphaeramia orbicularis (orbiculate cardinalfish), 3708 nucleotides long. Its product is annotated as neuropilin-1a-like. The record is from RefSeq and is a predicted model, not a curated record. Gene Ontology annotation, molecular function: semaphorin receptor activity; vascular endothelial growth factor binding; vascular endothelial growth factor receptor activity. Lineage: Eukaryota; Metazoa; Chordata; Actinopteri; Kurtiformes; Apogonidae. Gene Ontology annotation, biological process: neural crest cell migration; positive regulation of filopodium assembly; sprouting angiogenesis. Gene Ontology annotation, cellular component: plasma membrane; focal adhesion; axon. The transcript has 12 exons. The annotation marks the transcript as partial.